Molecule: messenger RNA, 1620 nt
Organism: Trichophyton benhamiae CBS 112371
Lineage: Eukaryota; Fungi; Ascomycota; Eurotiomycetes; Onygenales; Arthrodermataceae
Exons: 2
Coding region: 1-1620 (539 amino acids)
Biological process (GO): DNA replication, synthesis of primer
Cellular component (GO): alpha DNA polymerase:primase complex
Source: RefSeq, a predicted model, not a curated record
AUGGAGGGGAAAGACGACGAAGUGCUGCCGGAUGCUCCCCCGUCAGACAAUAUCCCAAAGACCGAAGAUCAAAAUGGAGUCACCAAGGAUAACAAGGAGGAGAACGACGCCGAAGUCGAUAGCCCGAAGGAAGAGGAAGAUACAUUGGUGAAGAAGAGUUUGAAACUAGAGAACAUGUUUGACGAUGAUGAUGACGAUGACGAUGACGAGGAGUUCCCAGACUCAGAUGCCGUUCAAAUACCAGACAAGCCCGCACCUUCACUAGCUCAAACCGACCCGGAGUUUAUGUCCGCCUUUUAUCAACGCCUGUUCCCAUUCAAAUACCUCUUUCAAUGGCUUAAUCACGGGGUGAAACCUUCGACGGACUUUGGCAAUCGAGAGUUUGCCUUUACACUUCCAAAUGAUGCUUAUCUACGGUACCAAUCAUUUCAGACUGCAGAUGCGUACGUUUACACCUUUUUGCCGCAAAGUGGUUUUAAGCUGACUUCCCUUCAUAGUCUUCACAAAGACGUUAUGCGAUUAAAUCCUUCCCGUUUUGAAAUCGGUCCUGUUUAUAGCACAAACCCACGAGACCGUAAAACCCUACGGAAACCGGGCGCCUUCAAGCCUAUUUCGAAAGAGCUUGUCUUUGAUAUUGAUUUGACUGAUUACGAUGAUAUAAGAACAUGUUGUAGUAAAGCCAACAUAUGUCUCAAAUGCUGGGCGUUUGUUACAAUGUCCAUCAAAGUGAUCGACGCAGCCCUACGAGAAGAUUUUGGAUUCCAACACAUUCUAUGGGUGUACUCUGGUCGAAGAGGAGCCCACGCAUGGGUCUGUGAUAAAAGGGCACGAAAUCUUCCAGAUGACAGACGAAGAGCCAUCGCCGGAUACCUGGAAGUUGUCCGCGGAGGCAGUCAGAGCGGAAAACGUGUCAACCUGAGACGGCCGCUACAUCCGCAUAUUACUCGAAGCCUCGACACCCUACGAGAAUAUUUCGCCUCUACCGUCCUCGUAGACCAGGACCCAUUCAGCAGGCCGGACCAAGCCGCUCGACUGAUCGAAUUGCUUCCUGACAAAACGCUAAGGGCAGCAUUACAAAAGAAAUGGGAUUCCGCUCCCGGGCGGUCGAGCAGCAACAAAUGGGCUGAUAUUGACACUGUUGCAAAAGCAAAUUCCCGCGGUCUCGAUACAAAAGCGUUACUAGAAGCAAAGCAAGACAUUGUUUUGGAAUAUACAUACCCUCGACUUGACGCUGAAGUCAGUAAGAAACUGAUCCAUUUGCUUAAGAGUCCGUUUGUUGUCCACCCAGGAACCGGAAGGGUAUGUGUGCCAAUUGAUAUCAGAAAAGUGGACGAUUUCAAUCCUCUAGAUACACCCACUCUAUUCCAACUGCUGGAUGAAAUCAAUUCUUGGAACCCAUCACAGGCCAGCCAGCGGGAUCAAAUGCCUGGAUCUGAUAGUGGCAGUGGUCAGGAUGAAACUGACACUGCUGCCAAGCCGAGGAAAAUUCAGGAUUAUGAGAAAACCAGCCUGAAGCCAUAUAUUGAUUAUUUCCGCUCGUUUGUUGCAAAGCUAAACAGUGACGAACGGCCGGCUAAGAGAGAACGAACAGACGAUGACCCAAAUGCCAUGGAGUUUUAA